This is a messenger RNA of Pestalotiopsis fici W106-1, 2598 nucleotides long. RefSeq names its product Xyloglucanase. The record is from RefSeq and is a predicted model, not a curated record. Gene Ontology annotation, cellular component: extracellular region. Gene Ontology annotation, biological process: xyloglucan metabolic process. NCBI's taxonomy places the organism in Eukaryota, Fungi, Ascomycota, Sordariomycetes, Amphisphaeriales, Sporocadaceae. Gene Ontology annotation, molecular function: protein binding; cellulose binding. The transcript has 3 exons. Bases 1 to 2598 code for a protein of 865 amino acids.
AUGAAGCACUUUUCUUCCCUCUACCUGCUGCUCGCGGCGGCGGCUCUGGAGCCCAUCCGCGCCGCCUUUACCUGGCAAAAUGUCAAGAUUGGCGGAGGCGGCGGCUUCACACCGGGCAUCGUCUUCCACCCCGAGACGGCGGGCGUGGCGUAUGCCCGUACCGAUAUCGGCGGCAUCUACCGCCUCAACGCAGACGACGACUCGUGGACGCCCAUCACGGACGGCAUCGCCGACAAUGCGGGAUGGCAUAACUGGGGUAUCGAUGCCAUUGCGCUCGACCCCCAAAACGACCAAAAGGUCUAUGCCGCCGUGGGCAUGUAUACCAACUCGUGGGAUCCCAAUAACGGCGCCAUUAUCCGCUCGUCUGAUCGCGGCGAAACUUGGUCCUUUUCAAAUCUGACCUUCAAGGUCGGCGGUAACAUGCCCGGCCGCGGCGUGGGCGAGCGCCUCGCCGUUGACCCGGCCAACUCCAAUAUCCUCUAUUUUGGAGCACGGUCCGGCAAUGGUCUUUGGAAAUCCACCGACGGCGGUGUGUCGUUUUCCAAGGUGUCCUCGUUUACCGCCGUGGGAACCUAUGCGGCAGAUCCCACCGACACCACGGGUUACAACAAUGACAUUGAGGGCCUGACCUGGGUCACGUUUGACUCCACCUCGGGCACCACGAGCGGUGCUACUUCGCGCAUCUUUGUCGGAACGGCAGACAACACCACGGCCAGCGUCUACGUCAGCGAAGACGCCGGGAGCACGUGGUCUGCCGUCGCCGGUCAGCCCGUGCAGUAUUUCCCGCACAAGGGCAAGCUGCAGCCAGACGAAAAGGCUCUGUACAUCACCUAUGCGGACGGUACUGGUCCGUAUGACGGUACCGCGGGGGCAGUGUACCGCUACGAUAUCACCGCUGGCAACUGGACCAACAUUACCCCCGUCAGUGGAUCGGACCUGUACUUUGGCUUUGGCGGUCUAGGACUUGAUCUGCAGAAUCCGGGGACGCUCGUCGUUGCGAGCUUGAAUUCCUGGUGGCCCGAUGCACAGAUUUUCCGCUCGACUGAUUCCGGCGCCACCUGGAGUAAACUUUGGGAAUGGGUCAGCUAUCCCACCAUGGCUUACUACUAUGGACUCACUACAUCACUAGCCCCAUGGAUCAAGACUGGGUUCGUGGACUUGGACACCAAAAAAUUAGGCUGGAUGAUUGAGUCGCUCGAGAUUGACCCCCACGACAGCGACCACUGGCUGUAUGGAACCGGCUUGACGAUAUAUGGCGGUCAUGAUCUGACCAACUGGGACACUGUCCACAACAUCUCCAUUCAGGCAUUAGCCGAUGGUAUCGAGGAGUUUGCCGUGCAAGAAUUGGCAUCCGCUGCUGGAGGCAGUGAGCUCCUCGCUGCCAUUUACGACGAAAACGGUUUCACCUUUGCGAGCGCCAGCGAUCUCGACACUCCACCACAGACAAACUGGCUGAACCCCGAGUGGGCAUCGUCUACGGGCGUCGACUAUGCCGGCAACUCGCCCGCCAACGUUGUCCGGGUCGGCAACGUGGCAGGCACCCAGCAGGUGGCCCUCUCGACCGACGGUGGCGCGAGCUGGAACAUUGACUACGCAGCCGACACUGCAACCUAUGGAGGCUCCGUGGCGUACUCGGCCGAUGCCGACACGGUCCUGUGGUCGUCCUCAUCCAAUGGCGUACUGCGCUCGCAAUACCAGGCCACCUUCUCGGCCGUGUCCAGCCUGCCCUCUGGCGCCGUGGUCGUCUCGGACAAGAAGACCAACACGUACUUUUAUGCUGGAUCAUCGGCGACCUUUUACGUCAGUACGGAUACCGGAGCCACUUUUGCCGCGGCCGGUACACUGGGUAGUGCCACAGCUAUCCGCGAUAUUGCCGUAAACCCAGCAACCGCUGGCGACGUCUGGGUGUCUACUGAUGUCGGCAUCUUCCACUCGACCGAUUACGGCGCGACCUUUACUCAGCCAUCGACCGCCGUGACCAACACGUAUCAGAUCGCGCUGGGCCUCGGAUCCGGAACCACCUGGAACGUAUACGCCUUUGGCACGGGAUCUUCGGGCGCGCGGCUGUACGCGAGCGGCGACAGCGGCGCCACGUGGACAGACAUCCAGGGCAGCAGCCAAGGCUUUGGCGCCAUUGACGCGUGCCGGGUCGCGGGCAGCGGCAACACGGCAGGCCAGGUUUACGUCGGCACCAACGGGCGCGGCGUCUUUUGGGCGCAGGGCAGCAUCGGCAGCGGUUCGUCCACCACCACCACCUCGCGGGCCUCCACCUCCACCUCCUCCAAGUCCAGCACAACCUCCAUACUUACCACAUCGUCUAGCAGCGUAAGAACAACAAGCACCAGCACUACCACGGCGCGGUCUAGUACCACCUCGACAACGUCUACCGUGAACACCUCACCGACUGUAACUUCGACAUCAACAACUCGGGUCGGUACCACGACUAGUACCAGCACCAGCACCGCGGCAUCAUCCACAUCAACAGCUGUUGCUGGACAAUAUGGGCAAUGUGGCGGCUCAGGGUGGACUGGCCCUACGGCUUGUGUGUCCCCAUAUACUUGUACUUACCAGAAUCCAUACUACAGCCAGUGCGUCUAG